Messenger RNA from Vigna radiata var. radiata (mung bean), 3870 nucleotides. Its product is annotated as respiratory burst oxidase homolog protein A. Lineage: Eukaryota; Viridiplantae; Streptophyta; Magnoliopsida; Fabales; Fabaceae. The record is from RefSeq and is a predicted model, not a curated record. The coding region runs from base 484 to 3267 and encodes 927 amino acids. Gene Ontology annotation, cellular component: plasma membrane. Gene Ontology annotation, molecular function: peroxidase activity; calcium ion binding; NAD(P)H oxidase H2O2-forming activity. The transcript has 14 exons.
UUGGUUUUCGUGCUUUCAUUCUUCGUUUCUUGUUGUCACUGAUUAUUCACCUGCACAAUUACACUAUAACACAUUUCUGUAUUUUCCUAAACCACGACCCCGUUUUAUUGAUAUUAUAGAUUGCAACUAUCACUAUUCCACGUAAUCUCUGUUCUUCCCAAGCCUGACUAGUGUAACAACAGUGCCUGCCUUCUUUUGGUUUAUCCUGCAAAAGCAAAGCCAUUGUCCUUUUCUUCGGUCAAACUAAUUUGUUUCCUUCUCACAAGAGCUCUGUACACGUUAUUGUCUUUUUCUUGCCAGAUUCUCAUUCUACUGCCUCUUUCCUAAACUCUACUCUCUUCUCUCCUUAACCAAACUCCUCCCAAUAGCUUCCCCCGCACUUUAUCCCAUUAUAUAACAAACUAAUACCACGUUAAAUUAAAAUAUCUGUAUAUUAGAAAAUUAGAACCUAUACCUGUAUACACUGUUCCGUCUUCAGUCAUCAUGAACGGUGCUCCAAAGCACGAACGCCGCUGGGCGUCUGAUACGGUGCCGGAUGUUGCAUUCGUCAGCGGAGGGACGUCGCCGGGAACCGAGUCAUACUCCGUCGCCGACGAGUACGUCGAGGUCACGCUCGACGUUCAAGACGAUCACACCAUCGUUCUCCGCGGCGUUGAGUCGGUGACUGUCGUUAACGUCGACGAAGGCUGUGCUGCAAGCGGAAACGAAACUCCGGUGUCUUCUGCCUGGUCGCCGUCGAUCAGGAGGAGCUCUCCCAGCCGAUGGCGGCAGUUCUCGCAGGAGCUUAAGAACGAGGCGGUUGCGAAGGCGAGGCAGUUCUCGCAGGAGCUCAAGGCGGAGCUGCGGCGGUUUUCGUGGAGCCAGGGAGGAUCUGAAACGGCGUUUUUGCCGCGAGAUCUUAGGAAGCAGCGCGCUCAGCUUGAGCGCAACAGCUCCGGUACGAAGAAAGCGCUCCGUGGACUGAAAUUCAUUAGCAGUAAAUCCAACGGCGCUGAUGCCUGGAAUGAGGUGCAAAGCAAUUUCGAUAGUCUUGCUAAAGACGGCUUUCUCUACCGCACCGAUUUUGCGCAAUGCAUAGGAAUGAAGGACUCUAAGGAGUUCGCACUGGAACUGUUCGAUGCUCUGGGUCGUAGACGAAGAAUCAGGGUUGAAAAGAUCAGCAGAGACGAACUUACCGAAUUCUGGUCGCAAAUUACCGAUCAAAGCUUUGAUUCACGGCUCCAGAUCUUCUUUGAUAUGGUGGACAAGAACGAAGAUGGUAGAAUAACCGAAGAAGAAGUGAAAGAGAUCAUUAUGCUAAGCGCUUCAGCAAAUAAGUUAUCCAGAUUGAAAGAGCAAGCCGAAGAAUACGCAGCUCUGAUCAUGGAAGAGUUAGACCCUGAAAGACUUGGCUACAUUGAGCUAUGGCAAUUGGAGACGCUUCUGUUACAAAAGGAUACGUAUCUGAACUACAGCCAAGCUCUAAGCUACACCAGUCAAGCUUUGAGUCAGAACCUACAAGGAAUAAGGGGAAGAAGCCCGAUACGUAGGAUGAGCCGCAGGAUGAUCUACUAUUUGCAAGAAAAUUGGAAGAGGCUUUGGGUUUUAGCAUUGUGGGUUUCAGUGAUGAUUGGGCUGUUUACGUGGAAGUUCAUCGAGUACAAGCGAAAAAAUGCUUAUCAUGUCAUGGGUUACUGUCUCCUCGCGGCCAAAGGUGCUGCUGAAACACUCAAGUUCAACAUGGCACUUAUACUCUUUCCCGUCUGCAGAAAUACCAUAACGUGGCUCAGGUCCACCAAGUUGGCUUAUAUUGCACCUUUCGAUGAUAACAUUAACUUUCAUAAGACAAUUGCUGCUGCAGUAGUGAUUGGAGUGAUACUUCAUGCCGGGAAUCACCUUGCUUGUGAUUUUCCGAGACUUGUAAAUUCGUCUGAAAAAAUGUAUGAGAAGUAUUUGUACGGCGUAUUUGGUGAUCACAAACCCAGUUACGGAGACCUCAUUAAGGGGGUUGAGGGCAUGACUGGAAUUCUCAUGGUGAUUUUGAUGGCAAUAGCGUUUACUCUUGCAACAAAAUGGUUCAGAAGAAAUCUUAUUAAGCUUCCUAAACCGCUUAAUAGGCUCACUGGUUUCAAUGCAUUCUGGUAUUCACACCAUCUAUUUGUCAUUGUCUAUGUCCUGCUCAUCAUUCAUGGUGUAAAUCUUUACCUCGAGCGCAAAUGGCACCUCCAGACGACAUGGAUGUAUCUUGCAGUUCCAAUCGUCCUUUAUGUGGGAGAAAGAACGCUAAGAUACUUCCGUUCUGGUUUCUAUACAGUCCGUCUUAUAAAGGUUGCCAUUUAUACUGGAAAUGUUCUGACAUUGCAAAUGUCGAAGCCGCCUCAAUUUCGUUACAAGAGUGGACAAUACAUGUUUGUACAAUGUCCUGCUGUUUCUCCAUUUGAGUGGCAUCCGUUUUCUAUUACCUCUGCUCCUGGCGAUGACUACCUGAGUGUUCACAUACGGCAACUGGGAGAUUGGACACAGGAGCUCAAAAGGGUAUUUUCUGCGGCCUGUGAGCCUCCCGUAGCUGGGAAGAGCGGCCUUCUCAGGGCUGAUGAAACCACCAAGAAAUGCUUACCAAAGCUAAGGAUAGAUGGACCUUACGGUGCGCCAGCGCAAGACUACAGAAACUAUGAUGUUCUACUACUUGUCGGUCUCGGGAUUGGAGCAACACCUUUUAUUAGCAUUCUAAAAGAUCUUCUCAACAAUAUUGUCAAAAUGGAGGAGCUGGCGGACUCGGUCUCUGAUUCCAGUAGAGGUUCAGACCUUAGCACUGCGACUGCAGAUUCGCUGUCUUCUAAUAAGAUUUCUCCGAAACGGAAGAAGACACUUAAGACUACCAAUUCUUAUUUCUACUGGGUAACAAGGGAACAAGGUUCUUUCGAUUGGUUUAAAGGGGUCAUGAAUGAAGUUGCUGAACUUGAUCAAAGGGGUGUUAUUGAGAUGCACAACUACUUAACUAGCGUAUACGAGGAAGGCGAUGCCAGGUCCGCCCUCAUUACUAUGGUGCAAGCCCUCAACCAUGCAAAAAAUGGAGUUGAUAUUGUUUCUGGGACUAGGGUGAGAACUCAUUUUGCUAGGCCAAACUGGAAGAAGGUUUUCUCUAAAAUAUGUUCCAAGCACUGCAAUGGACGAAUAGGGGUAUUCUAUUGUGGCGCACCAGUUUUGGCCAAAGAAUUAAGCAGGCUUUGCUUCGAGUUCAACGAAAAAGGUCAAACGAAAUUUGAGUUCCAUAAGGAGCAUUUCUGAUGGAAAUUGGACGUAUCUUCGUAACUGUAACCAGUCAACACAAGUGCAUUGCAACUUAAACCUUCAUUUUAGCAACUUGUCAUCGCCAGAUUAUAAUUAUUCAAUAAGCUAAAAACUUAAGCACAGAAUAUGAUGAGGCAUUGUAUAUACCGGCCAGCAAGAUGGCUGGGCAUUUCAUCAUACAUGUGGUGGUGGCUGCGCAAAGGAGAUAUUGCACGUACAAGACCUCAGCAACACUUAAGUUCUGACAGAUCCCCUCAUUCAUUCUGGCCUAUCGCUUAGACUAUUGCAUAUACCGCAUAGAAAAAUAUACAACAGUUUUGAAAGUGAUAAAAGGAAUAAGGUAGUUUUCCGGUUAAGGAGCAAGACACAGGUCCAACAGGGUGUCUGGAUAAUUUAUUUUUGACAAAAUCAUAAUCGUUUUGUAAUAUUUUUAAAAAUUAUAUUUUGAAAACGAUUAUUUAUCAAAAAUUAAAUGACCACAUACAUAUACAAAAUUUUCAUUUUCUUCAAGUGAAUUCAAUUAUCUUUAUAGAAUAUGGAGGUUAAAGCAAUGUUUCAAGCCUGCUGCUUCUGCUUGGAUUUCUUAUUCAGAAGAAAUAU